AUGGAUAGGAGUUACGAAAGGAUUAACUUAACAUGGAAUGCUGUAGAUGUAAUAGUAGCGAGCAUAAUUUUAGAAAACUUUGCAUGCAGCUCUUGUUCAUCGCACACACGUCUUUUCCGGAAGUAUCUAAAGAUGGCACGGAUAUACGAAGAUUUCGACUCUUCUUUCGCCGCCGUUUGCAGCGAUGUGACAUUAUACUCGAACAACAAAGGAUUUUUCAAGAAUCUAGUUGAAGACUUAGUGUCUCUAGCAGAACGCGAUGGCUGGCUGCAAACAUUGGAAAGUGUUAAAGAUAAUGAGAAAAUCAGUACUGUCUUAAAAAAUGAAACAAUUAUGGAAGCUCUCAAUGAAGUUUUAUCAAGAAUUCAGCCUAUUUUUCGUGGUAAAGACGUCAGGAUAUCCCAUGACCGCAGACAGAUGGCACAAGCGGCAUUAAAAGAAGGAGAUCUAACAAAAAGCCUAGCCUUAAUAAGCCAAGCCGUACUGCGAGCGCCAAUGACAGGAGCUGAAGAGAUUUUAGAUGAUGGAAUUUCACUGGCACUUGCCCUAUGGCUACGUUCUGAUAUACUUCUCCGCUUAAACCGACCAGCAGCUGCUUUAGAAGAUUUAAAAUUGGCUCUAAAAGAGAGAUUACCCGCUCGGAUGAGGGCCGAUUAUUAUUGGAGAAUGGGUCACUGCUAUAUAGGUACUGGGGAGCCAACAAGAGCGAAAGUUUCUUAUGAGCUAGCAUUAAGACUUUUGGGAAACAAUGAGCAAGCCAAGAUUCAACUAGCUAAGGAUAUUGAAGCUAUUGAUUACACAGCAAAACCUAAAUACCCCCCUGAUAAACAAGAUACAACAUUAUCAGGAGGCGCGAAGCAGAAUUUACCUGCGUUAUCUAAGUUGGUAAAAAUCGUAGAAGAGGAAGAUAAAGGUCGUUUCGCAGUUGCCAAUGCUAAUAUCAAAACCGGUGACGUGCUUUUAGUGGACAGUCCGUAUGCUGCAUGUCUACUUUCUGACUUCUAUGGUUCUCAUUGUCUUCAUUGCUUCAAGAGAUUAGAUUGUUUUGAAAAUGGAGCACCGGUAUGGUGCCCAAAUUGCUCCGCGGUGGCGUUCUGCUCCACCAAAUGUCGUGAUGCGGCAGCACCUACUUAUCAUUUGUAUGAGUGCCAGUUCUUGGACCUUUUUAUGGGUUCAGGAAUGUCGAUCCUCAGCCAUAUUGCCCUCCGCAUGGUAACGCAAGCUGGAUUAGAAACCUGUCUGCAAAUUCAUUCAAAAUAUCUAAGCGAUCAAGUCAAAACUGUGGAGAGCACUAUAUUAAACGAUAUAGAGGGCACUAAAAAAAAUAAAUUAAAAAGUAGAAAAGAACGACUAAAUAGAACGAAAAAAGGUUUAAAAUGUUUCGAAAAUAAAAACACAAACAAUGAAAACAUCGAAACUAAGAUUGAAGACAAGAUGAGUUACCAAGAAAAAUUAGAAAUGACAGCUGCACAGAUUUAUGCACUGUGUUCACAUUCAAGCCAAAGAACGGGAGCAGAUUACCUUAAAAGGAUAAUCAUGGGACUUUUCCUUACUGAGUGUUUAAAAAAAAGUGGCUUUUUUGAAAAAUGCGACAAGGAAAACUUAAACAAAGCUGAGAAUGUCAUUUGUCAGUUGAUCGUUCGUAAUUUGCAAUUACUGCAAUUUAAUGCCCACGAGAUCUAUGAAACGGUCCGCGGCCAGCACCAAUUCAGCGGGUCUAAACCAAUUUACGUUGCAGUCGGGAUAUACCCCACUGGAGCAUUAUUUAAUCACGAGUGCUAUCCCGCAGUGGCACGAUAUUUUGAAAAUCAAAAAAUAGUCUUACGAGCUACACGACCACUUCAUCCAGGAGAAGAAGUAUCUGAAAACUAUGGACCUCAUUUCUUAAUGCGAAGUCUUAAAGAAAGACAAAGAAUGCUAGCCUGUAGAUAUUGGUUCCGGUGCGAAUGUAUCGCGUGUAAAGAAGAUUGGCCGACGCUUAAGCUGAUGGGCACCGAAACGACUGUAUUUUUAAGGUGCCCGAACAUGAAUUGUCUCGGAAAAUUCAGUUCUUAUAAAAACAUACCAAACAGGUGUCCUAAAUGUUCCACAUCUAUUAGCGAAGAUUUAAAAAAAGAAUAUUCAGAAGAUAUUAAAAGAUGUUUAUUACAAUAUCAGGAAGGAGCCACAUUUAUGGAAGAAGAAAAUGCGGAAGAGGCAAUUAAAACUUUAUCAGAAGCGGUAGAUCGUUUCCACAGUGUAGCUCGACCACCGCAUAAAGAUACCCACAUUGCACAGGAAUCACUUCGGUCAUGCUUUGCAGCUCGCAGUAAUGUUUAUAUCGUACCCGUAGAAAUACAGAAAAAG
Brenthis ino (lesser marbled fritillary) is the source of this 2346-nucleotide messenger RNA. The record is from the annotation of a GenBank genome assembly. NCBI's taxonomy places the organism in Eukaryota, Metazoa, Arthropoda, Insecta, Lepidoptera, Nymphalidae.